GCUCGCGUCGGGUGUGGACGUGUUUUGAUACAGUUCUGUGUUUCGCGCUGAUUCCGUGGUCGUUUUUUUCGUUGUGAUUGAUGUGUAUCCGUAUACAACCACACACAAACAUUUGUAGAUUGUGUAUACUUGUUCCUCUUUCCCGCGCGCGCGUUAUUUCGCCUCUCACUCUCUCGCGGGUGCGCUUUGGGCUAGGCUGCCGCAUCCAGCAAAUGCAGGCAAGGGUGCUGCUGCUGCUGCUGCAAUUCGUGGCAACGAGUGGGACAGCUCGAUUGAUCGGUGCCGCGGUGGAUCGUGUUUGCUAGAGCAAGAGCAACCAAACAAUACGCAUUGCUCUACCCCUUGGAUUAUUCUGUUUUCACUUGUACGGGACGUGUGUGCGUGCGGAUGUGUGUCUGUGGGUGUAAAAAAAUAUUGAAGCAGACAUUUCUGGGCUGAGUUUUGAAAUCGGUGGCUGCAUUUCAAAGUGAAUAUUUCGAUGGUUUCGUGAUUGAGCCAAACAUUUCCGCGAUCGCUGGUCGGAGCUAGUUUGACUUCCACAUAAUUGGAGAAUUUCUGGAUGAAUUACUUUCGGCGGAGCUGUCAGUAUGAUUUUAUUUUUACGCCAAAGUGAGAUAGAUAAUUAAUUCCGAGAUUCGAUAUCCCAUCGCAGGACUGGCGUUUUGCAUAUGUGUGCGUGUGUCGUGUGCUGCUCUCGUACUGCAGUAGUGGUGCGUACAUGGCCAAUGGCAUCAUUUUGAUAGUGAACCUCCGAAUCUCAAAGGGCCUACACACUACCAGUAUUGUUGUCAACAAUGUUGAUGUUGUGCCUGCACAUUUGACAACCAAGUUAUCGGAAAUUUCUUCAGAAACAUUGUUGACAAAAUAGUGAUGUGAGCUUUCAUUUCCUGAAAGGUGCACUACAUUUACUUUGUAAUUGCUAAAUAUAACACCGCGUGAGUUUUGUGUGUAUGGAGCGUGAAGUGAUGAUGAUGAGCAUAAAACAUCAAUAGAAUCACAAUCGUAUGAAAGUGAGAGAAGCCGUCAGUGUAAAGUGUUUCUGCUGGUUUGACAAACAUGUUGCUUGAAGAAUGAAUUGCCCUUGUACGAUACAUAUCAACACUGUUUUAAGCUUGGAUUAACUGGUGAAUAUUGUCAAUCUCAAAUACCCAAAGCGCUUGUUGUAAAUUGUGGUGCUUCUGCUGUCUUUCCAGAUCAUUGAAGGAUAUAUUUUCCCUGGACCAUGUGGAGCAAAGUUUGAUAUCUCUUGUAUGCGAUUAAGUAGGUGGCUACCAGUGCAGUGCAGAGGAUUGGCAGCUGAAUCGGAUGAAAAUCAACAUCAACACGAAUCGAUUCAUGAAAACAGGUUCUCUGGUUCUGCUGAUGCGGCUAUAUUAUUGCUUCUCACAACCAGAGGAGGCAGUGCACGGAGUGUGAUGAUUGGUGCGGCCAGUAGUGCUACGUCAUAAUCCAACCACAGAUAAACAUGGCCAAUUGCGCUGGAAUUCUGGGCAGCCGAAACGAGAUUAUACUACAGAGAGAUGUUACAAACUCAACAUGAGUUCAACCAGAUGGAGAAGAUCGCGUCCGACCUGAUGACAAUAAUGAUCCGCGUGUUCCGUAUAUAAUUUUCCUCUCAGAAUCAUGGCAAAGUGUCCUGUGUGGUUAGUGUCCAGUGCGAAAAAAGACGCAAGUGAAUGAUAAAAUUUGUCCCGUAGUGAAAACUAGUGAGAUCUUUCGUUCUUACAAUCGAGUUUAGUUUGUAAUUAAUUUGCCGUGAAAAUGAAUUCCGUUUUCUCUGCGUUCAAAUCUUCCGGAAAGCACGAUGGCAAACAGAAGUCAUCGAACGGAAAAAAGAUCGCCCAGGAACAUCCCAGCAGCUAUGAAAAGCUGCGACACAUUCGAGAGAUUAGUUGUAGCAAGAUGAAUAAUUUGGUAGUGCUGGAUCACGUCGAGACUACCAAUGGAGGAGGACCGUCCCAAACGUGCGCUACAACGCCGGUGCAAAGUCCUUCGAGUGACAAAAGCUUGGAACUCGAGCUGACCAUCAACGGAACCGUUGUCGGCGUUGAUCAAGUUGACCGGGCAAUCCCAGUGUUCGAAAGCAGUAAUAGUCUAGAACCGCAACAGCAACUACCUUGUACGGAAACCACAAAAAUCACAACAACAACCGCAAAGGCUGAUACUCCGAGUGAUAGUUUAGUAGGGGAUAGUGUAGUAGUGAGUAAACCUCCUUCGGGAGCAUCAGCUGUACCAGCAACAAUUGUACCCUCAGCAGCAGCAGCAGCAACAGGAUCGCUAGCAACAACAACAACAACGAUCAACGGCAGUGGUGGUGGUAUUUUUGCCAUUCCCUCCGUUCCGCCGUCAACAACCAUUCCGACCAAUAAUUGUAGUACUAGUACUAGUAGCAGCAGCAGCAAUCAAUGGAGCGUUUUAAGUGCCAGCAGCCGUUUCCACAAGCCUAGGCUCAGCCUUAGCAAUAGUGUUGGUAGCAGUAGCAGUGCGAUGCCUUCGGUACAUGGUCGAUCUGUCGGCGGCAGCUGUGCGAUGGGUGGCACGGGACCAUCCGGGAUGUUGCCUCAGAAGACCCGACUGUCGACACACCAAAGAAAUCUUAGUCUAGAUUUUAGAUCAAUGGGAAUCUUAUUACCUCCAGUGUCACAGGUGACCAACACUCGAAUCAACAUGACUCAGCAUCAUCGGAAUCGGAGUUUGGAUAGUGCCCUCCAGCGGAUACCUGAGGUGGAGGUAUCUUCCCCAAGUGCCGAAUCGGAAAACACACUAUGCGUCAACAUGAAACAGGUGCCUCCGGAGGCGGAGAUGAGCAAGAAGCCUAUUGUGGUGAAGCUGUCGACAAACCCAACCAACACACCGACCAUCACGUGGGAGAUGCUGUACAACGGGGAAGUUGCUGCAAAGGCUGGAGGAAGCGCAGCUGGAUCUACGCUUGCUCCCGGAACGAAGACGGAGAAGUCCCAGAACGAAGCCAGCGAUGGUGGAAAGGAAAAUGACAGCAAAAAGAGGGAAGACUUGACCAGCCUAGGGUCGGACGAUUCCGGUAUCAUAUGCGGUUCGGAACCCGACCACACAUCGCUCACCCGAAUUCGUCGCUCCCGGGAGAGUCUCGAUUCGAGCGAAAUCGAUCCAUCGGAGGAAGAAUGCAUCGAAAUACUGGAGACGACUUCGAUGGACGAGGAAUACCGGAUGCUCCAGUCGGACCUUUGCUUCUACCAGCAGGAUCUUACCGCUGCUAGUGGUGAUGGGCAGAGCAUCUCGAGCAGCAGUAGUGGCACCGUUGGUGGUGGCGCCUGCAAGGACAACCGAAAUGUGAAAUCCAUUGACAGUGGUGGCAGUGGUGGAUCGUCACUGUCGGUGUCCAACGAUGCAAUCAUUAGCGAUAAGGUUCGCUAUCGGGAGCAUAAUAUCAACAAGGCAACUAUGAUGCUGGAGAAAAUAUGCGUACCGAUCGAGUAUGAGGAUUUGGUAGCAGCACCCACUGCUAGCAACCACGACGAGGAUGAUUGUGACGAUGAAGUGGACGCUGCGACGCCUAUCGUGGGCGACAGCAAGUCCAUCGUUUCGGAUGCGGACGCAACGACGCCACUGGCAGAAACGAAGGAAACAUCAUCCGCCACCACAACAACAAAUUCUGUGCCAAGUACCAGCCAAAAGAGUGACCAAAGAAACGAGAUUAUUUUCCGAAACUUUUUGGGUGCCACCAAGAAUGCCAUCUUUCGGACGGCACAAAGUAUAAUCGACAAUCACGAGAAAAAGAACGCGAAAAACAAGGAGAAGGAAGAGGAAAAAGUAAAAUCUCCAUCCGAAACUUCCAAGAAACGAGACUUUAGUGUUUUUGGAUCACGACUGAAAAGCAAGGAUGCGAAUAGCAAUAGUUCUAGUAAUGGCAAUGGCAAUUGUGCAAACAGUAGCAACAGCAGCAGCAGUAGUAGUAGUACUAAUACCAACAAUACUUCAAGUGUAGAUCCCCAGCAAUCUCCAGAGUCAGAAGAUAAAUGUCUUUCGAAAUCAUCGUCCACAAGCUCGUUGAAAGUGCCGGGAACGGCAGUAGCGGCUUGCACUAAUCCUAAGGAGAUAAUCGAACCACACAUCAAAGCCGAACGUGGCCAAAGUGGUCUGCUGCGGUUUUUCGAAUCACCGGUUUUUAAUAUUCACCAUGCCGUCCAGUACCUGUUCAACUCCAAAGAACCGGGUGUCCUUAGUUUUAUUGGUAACAAAAUUUUUAGUUUUCCGGAUUCGGAGGUAGAUCUGUACAUUCCCCAGCUGAUUAUAAUGUACAUGCAAAUUGAGGAACUGUCGGAAGUACUUGAUCCUUAUCUUGUCUACCGGUGUAGACAAUCGGUCGAUUUCUCCCUCAAAUGUGUGUGGCUGCUAGAGGCCUACAACUUCAACAAAGAUCCGAGCAAUAGCGGGAAUUCCAUACGAGAGCAUUUAUCGUUGUUAAAAGAACUGUAUCCAAGACACGAGCGAAGGCAACACUUGCGAGCAAUAGAACCUGUAAUUAAUGCCAUUAAGAAAACUCAUCAUCGUUCCCAAUCCGACGCAACGGGGUUGUUGGGAUCGAAUGCGCUAGCUUCCAGACUGUAUCCGGCCCCUGCAAGACCACUUUGCCUCGGUGAUCUGAGCAGCGGACGAGCUUUCGACAAUGGUUGUGUGUGUUUUGAGACUGUCCAGGGAACGGUUAACGAUCUGCUCGGCCAGCAAACUGUUUGCUCCUGUGGCGCUCCCAAGCUAACCCCAGAGAAGGAAUUCAUGAAAUCGCUAAUCGACAUUGGCCGCAUGCUAUCUGCGCUACAGACUAAAAUGGAGAAAACCUCCCGACUGCGAAUACUCCUCAACCUAAUCAACAAGAACCUUCCAGCACGUGUUUGGCUUCCACUGCAGUCCGAAGUGCCGCAUCAUGUCGUCCGAAUAACGGAGGAAAAAAUGGCUGUCCUCAACUCCAAGGACAAAACUCCUUACAUCAUCUAUGUCGAAGUGGUCGAGGUAAACGAUAUCUACACAUCACCUGUCAUUCCCAAAAUGAUGCCCACUCUGAGGCACACGAAGAGCGAAGAGAGGCUAGACAGCAGCAGUGUCGUCAACACUGCCAACGGCUCCACGGCGGCGGAUACGAAUUCCACGGCGGCGGUCGGCGAUCGAGGAGCUGAGUAUUUGAGCUCACACACCGGUGCCAAAUUGUUGGCAGGCUCCAGUGGGGACAUAUCUUUGCACUCGAACCCAGCGGCGGGAGUUGCAAUGUUGGGUGGAUUGUACAAUUUCGGACUGACAGAGGAUGACGUCUGGUCCCAGGAGGACGACGAGAUUACCGCUCAGUAUCUGAACUACAUGAGUCAAGAGCGGGAUAGUAUCUCCCAGAAUUCGAUGGAUUCCUACGACUCGAGAGAACAAGGAGGGAACGCUUACUUCAACAUUGGCGAUGUGCGAACUCGUCACCGCGAGAAUCUAAGUUCGGAAAGUAAGAAACCGUUUAGUUCGGACCCGGAGGAUCCGUCGGCUGCCAUUUUGAAGGAACCGUGGUUGGAAAAGGAGAGACACAUUAGGGAAAGUUCUCCCUAUGGCCAUCUGCAGAAUUGGAAGCUGCUCUCGGCCAUCGUAAAGUGUGGAGACGAUCUGCGGCAAGAGUUGAUGGCGACGCAAUUGCUGGAGAUGUUCAAACUAAUCUGGGACGAGGAAAAUGUCGGGUUGUGGGUGCGACCGUACAAAAUCGUCUGCCUGUCGAACGAUUCUGGUUUGAUCGAACCAAUCCUGAACACGGUAUCGCUGCAUCAGAUCAAAAAGAACUCCAACAAGAGUCUGUGUGAUUACUUCCUGGACGAAUACGGCGGGGAUAAACAUUCGCAGCAAUUCCUAGAGGCGCAGUAUAACUUUAUGAGUUCCUGUGCGGCAUACUGUCUGAUAUCGUACCUGCUGCAGGUGAAGGAUAGACACAAUGGUAACAUACUGCUGCAUGCCGAUGGUCACCUGAUCCAUAUCGAUUUUGGAUUCAUCCUCAGUAUAUCCCCUAAGAAUCUAGGUUUCGAGCAAUCUCCAUUCAAACUGACGCCGGAAUUUGUGGACGUAAUAGGCGGUCCUUCGUCGCAGCUGUGGAUCGAAUUUAAGCGUUUGUUGCUCGAGGGUCUCAAAGCUGCCCGCAAGCACAUGGAUCGGAUAAUCAACGUUGUGGAGAUCAUGAGAAGCAGCUCCCAGUUGCCGUGCUUCAGGAAUGGCUACUCCGGAACGGUGCGUAACCUGCGCAAUCGGUUCCACAUGAAUCUGACCGAGCAAGAGCUGGAGCGCAAGGUCGAACAGUUGGUGCUGGAGUCGCUCAACUCGGUCUCGACCAAGCUGUACGAUCGGUACCAGUACUUUACCAAUGGCAUUUUGUGAGAGCGAUUCUUCAUGAAAAUCUAAGCGAAUUUGCGCUGUUCAUCAGUAAUGAACAGCACUGAACACCACUCGGCCAUAAACAGAUGAAAACAAUUAUUGAAAAGUACAAAAAAGUUUCUAUUGAUGUUCGUUCGUUCGUUCGUUCGUAAACAAAAAUCACACAGCAAACAAACAAAAAAAAACAUCGACGCAGAACACAAACACACAUUCAUUCUUUUAUUUCUCUUUGUUGUCCGUCUUUGGGAUGAGUCGCAAACGACGAAGAAAAUGUGCUUAUUGUGUAUAUGUUGUGUAAAUAUAAAUAUAAAUAUAAAUACAUAGAUGAGAACAGUAAUCCCUAGUGAAAUAAAGAAACAGCUGUAUAGAGAAUAGAGAUGAUAUUAGUGGAAAAGCGGCGGUUUUUCUGUGAAAAACCUAUUUUCUAACAAUUUUUUACUAUGAGUAAGAAAUGUUUGUAGAAAUAAGAGUAGAUGAAUGCCGGACAACUAGAGAAAGCAGAAGAGAGAGAUCGUGCAUAUUAACAUGGCAACAGAAAAGAAUGAUAACAAUGCAAACAAAUCGACUAAGAUAUAUUAUAGUUCACAUUCACAUUUUAACGGUACUCUUUUUUGGUAUAUAACGUCGAUUUUAAUUAAGAAGAAAGACAGUUGUAACAUUUCGUACAUAUUAAUAGCUAAAUGAUAACAGGUGAGAAGUAAAGUAAAACAAUUGAGCCAGAGUGUAUCCAAAUUCAUUUUCGCUAAAUUAUAGGCUAAAAACAAACGUAGCUUUUGGUAGUCAAGUCAUGUCAUCACAUAGGAGGAUAGGUCAUAAAUGUAUAUAGCUCUCAUUCUCAAGCUUAGCUUCUAUACUAUGAAUUAUUCAAAUAGUAUAUACAACUUUUUUUUAUUGUAAUCUGACAGAAAUUCAAAUCAGUUUUCUGCUAAUUUAGUGAGCGCUACGAGAAAGUUAAUCAUAGGAAAGCUCGUUAUGUUGAUUGUUGAUGUAUUGCAAAAGGGGUAAGCAGGCAGAAUGAAAGGUAAUUUUAUGGCGAAGCAAUUGUCUAUCCUAUCUCAUCCGUAGAGUCAACUUUAUACGACAAUUAUUUGUUUUUCGCUAUUCCCGCGAGAUAAAAAAAACACAAACGAAAGACUUACUCGUUCUAUUUUGUUUGUUGCAAUUUAAUGUAUAAAAAUAUCGGAUCAUUAACAUACGAGGUUCAAGUUUAAAGGGAUUUAAAGCUCUUGGAGACAAAGUUCGUUAUCCUUCUUCACAUCUUUACAUAGAAGUAAUAUCUCAAAACACAUACGCGCAGAAUUAACAUCCUUAUACAAUGAUGAACAUCUUACUCUACAUCUACUGUAAUAAUUCUAUUCGUCUAAACUUUUUGGUUUCACUACUACCGUUGUUGCAAGAUUCCUAACAUGUUCCACUAAGAGAGAAAGCAUUCAUUUCGUAUGCAAACGAACGGAGAUAUACUCAUAUGAUGGGAAAAAACAAAAAAAAUAUAGCAGAACUGCAAAUACUCGCGACGGAAAUCAAAUCAAAUCUGUACAGAUAAAAUAAAGUAAAACAACUCCCAUACCGUGGAUAGUUCAAGCCAAAUUAGAGAUCCAGAGAUGCGAUCGAAUCGAACGCAUUUCUCAAUAAUUCACCACACAGAGGUUUUUUUUUUCUUUAAUCGUGUUUUAAUUGAUGGCUAGGGUUUAUCGUUUUACGUUUUUCCCUCCCCCUCACGCGUUUAUAUCAAUUCUUUACCUACAUAAAUCAAAAUUUGAACUUAUUGGUGAGUGAAGAAGAGAGGUACUGGUACUGGUACCCGGACCGAGUGUCGAAAAAACCGUAGAUAGCUUUUUCAUAUAUACAUAUUAUAACUAAACAUGAGAAGAUAGGAAACAAAAAGAAUGCUGGUGCAACAAAGAAGAGGUGUGUUGUGUUGGAGAGAUGAAUUCGACAGUUAUUGUCCUAUAUUUAUAAAAUGUAGCGGAACACACAGCAGACGCAGACGCAGACGAGAAACAAACAGAAAAAAGCCCUGACGGAAGAAUAUUCUUUUAUGCUAACUCUAAGAUUAUUGACUAAUUUUGGUAACUGAUAACGAUUAAUAUUACAGAAAAUUGAGAUAAAUAAAUAAUGAUACGUA
This is a messenger RNA of Toxorhynchites rutilus septentrionalis, 8491 nucleotides long. RefSeq names its product phosphatidylinositol 4-kinase beta (gene fwd). The transcript has 13 exons. Lineage: Eukaryota; Metazoa; Arthropoda; Insecta; Diptera; Culicidae. Gene Ontology annotation, cellular component: cytoplasm; membrane. Gene Ontology annotation, molecular function: 1-phosphatidylinositol 4-kinase activity. Gene Ontology annotation, biological process: phosphatidylinositol phosphate biosynthetic process; phosphatidylinositol-mediated signaling. The record is from RefSeq and is a predicted model, not a curated record. The coding region runs from base 1762 to 6369 and encodes 1535 amino acids.